AUGACCCAACAAGAUGAGCUAGAUCAAAUCAAAUCGAAAAUUCAAGAACAUUUGGUUGCCUCAGGAAACUAUGAUCUUAUCAAUAAGCAACUCAAGCUACAAUUAUACGAAAGUGGAUGGUACGACAAAGUAGCGCAAAUUGCUAAUGACAGGCUAAAUGAAGGUGGUGAUAAAAAAAAGUUGGAGACGAAGAACUUGAGUGAUUUGUAUGCUUAUGUUGGGCCGAAAGCUGAAGAAUCGAUACCGCUGGAAGUGAAGGAAAACAUAAAAAAGAAGAUUGAAGAAUACUUGGAUGGUAUUAUACAGUGA
This is a messenger RNA of Lodderomyces orthopsilosis Co 90-125, 309 nucleotides long. RefSeq lists its product as uncharacterized. The record is from RefSeq and is a predicted model, not a curated record. Gene Ontology annotation, biological process: regulation of transcription by RNA polymerase II; positive regulation of DNA-templated transcription; poly(A)+ mRNA export from nucleus. Gene Ontology annotation, molecular function: transcription coactivator activity; chromatin binding. NCBI's taxonomy places the organism in Eukaryota, Fungi, Ascomycota, Pichiomycetes, Serinales, Debaryomycetaceae. Gene Ontology annotation, cellular component: SAGA complex; DUBm complex; nuclear pore. The transcript has a single exon. Bases 1 to 309 code for a protein of 102 amino acids.